AUGUCGUCCUAUACUAGCCUUCGAGGCCAAUUCGAGGAGGGAUUUCGAUAUGGCGUGGCUACCCUUCCGUUUUAUGCCAUCUUGUGUAUCGCCGCCGGUGUGCUGAGCUUGGUGUUGUGCUGUGGUGUGCGACAACAACGCGACCCAGCAAGAUCGUACCUGAACUGGCUCAGGUGCACAUUUGGCCUCUUCGUUUUUUUUACCCGCACGGUCAGCCAGGCCCUGUAUGUCGCCAACAUGCGCAUGUAUCUCGACUCAGUAGGCUACGGAAGUUCUGCGAGGUCAAUAAUCAACAGAGCGUCAAACUAUAUCGGCUUUGUCAGCGUUUUGACUGGAACUUGGACCGAGGUGCUUCUCGUCGCCACGCUCGUCACCGUUGGUGUUUGCAUCUCAGACACGAGGCGCGGAGUGCUCAACAGCAGCGUUAAAGUGUUUCGAAUCGUCACAUUGGUAGUUGGGCUUGUUAUCUGGGUAUUGGCGAUUGCACGAUUUGCACUGGUGUGUCGGUCCCAGGCUCUGAGCAAUUUGACCGCCCUUAAGACCGUGAGGGACGUGAAUCGAAUCCAAUUUUCGAUUCUUGUUCUCCUCCUGGUACUGGCCGUACUUUUCUGGGGCUGGUCGGUUGCUAUCAAGGCUCAAGCAAAACAUGUGCAGAAACCGGACCCGCCUUCGACGUACUUCCUCGUCUGUACUACUCUCUUCGUUCUAGAAACGAUUUACGAUGUCGCCAUCUUUGCAAGAUACGUCGACUUGACCGGUGCGGGCGUCUCCAUCAGCUACGAUCGAUAUGUUGAUGUGCUUGAUUUGGUCUUCUCCUUUUUCCCGAUGUUUAUUAUACUGGUCCUGCUUUUCACAAUAAGCAAGAAACGUGUCGGUGGACUAUGGUCUUUGCAAGGAGUUGGCCACAACCCGAAUCAUCAGCCAACUAUGGCCCAGCAGGUUCCUUGGGGUCAGCCUCAAAUGUAUCCUCAAUAUCAGCCGCCACCACAAGCUCUGAAUCCAGGCUGGAAUCAGCAACAAUUCCAUCCAGGAAUGCCGCCUCAACAAGGGCCAUUCCUUACCUCCGUUCCGCCGCAAGAGAUGCACGGCGGCCAUGUUCCGACGUGGCAUGAGAUGCCGCAGCCUUCAUAUCGCGAGCACGCAGGAACCAAGCCAUCUGGAUACGCAUGA
Molecule: messenger RNA, 1170 nt
Organism: Pochonia chlamydosporia 170
Lineage: Eukaryota; Fungi; Ascomycota; Sordariomycetes; Hypocreales; Clavicipitaceae
Exons: 3
Coding region: 1-1170 (389 amino acids)
Source: RefSeq, a predicted model, not a curated record